Molecule: messenger RNA, 1688 nt
Organism: Micropterus salmoides (largemouth bass)
Lineage: Eukaryota; Metazoa; Chordata; Actinopteri; Centrarchiformes; Centrarchidae
Product: adhesion G-protein coupled receptor G2-like
Exons: 11
Coding region: 139-1557 (472 amino acids)
Biological process (GO): adenylate cyclase-activating G protein-coupled receptor signaling pathway; cell surface receptor signaling pathway
Cellular component (GO): membrane
Molecular function (GO): G protein-coupled receptor activity
Source: RefSeq, a predicted model, not a curated record
UCAAGUGGGCAAGUUACAACUACUGGACCAGUUACAUCAAGUGGGCAAGUUACAACUACUGGACUAGUUACUACUAGUCACACCACCGUGGGGAACAUUAAUGUCACCACUAACGGCCUAGAAAACGCAGUAAAUAUCAUGAAAAAUCUCUCCUCCUACCUGGAACAGACGGGCAACUCCACGGCAUAUAUUAAAAUAGGCAAUAUUAAAGGAGUGGUCACUAAACUUCCCCCCAGAAAUCAAGAAAACAUCAACAUUGGCAUCACAACAAGUGAUGGUGUCAAAAUUAUAGAGAAUAACAAUGAUUUGACGACAGGCUGCUCUCGAUUGGUACAAAUCCCAAAAGAGGCCAGUGACAUGGCAGUAGGAAGAAAUGGUUCAUUUGUUGGAGUUGUAUUUUUUUCAGGAAUAUAUCAGCAGAAUGACUCCAACAGUUAUUUUCUCAACAAUGAGGCAGUGGGAAUUGAUAUGGGAACAGAAAUAUCCAACCUCUCACAUACCAUAGACAUUCAGUUCAAUAAUGUGGACAAGAAAGGAAAUAUUGCUUCAUGUAGGUCGUGGGAUGGCAAAGGAAAAGAAGCGAUUUGGAUCACAGAUGGCUGUAGGACCUAUGAGACCAAUGGCAGCAUCACAUGCCAGUGCUCUCAUCUAACAUUUUUUGCAAUACUGUUGUCACCCUCACCUGGAAACAUCAGCUCUUCAGACUUGAAUUCUCUGACCUACAUCACAUCCAUCGGCUGUGGCCUGUCUAUGUUUUUCCUAGCAGUGGCUCUCUUUAUGCAUUGUCUUAUCAGAAAAGGGAAAGCAAGCCAAGCAACUAAGAUCCUGAUCAACCUCUUUGUUGCCAUGUUCACCCUGAACUUGUCCUUCCUGACCAAUGAGAGCAUUGCCAACCUAGGGAACUUUGGCGCAUGUGUGACCAUUGCAGCAGUUAUGCACUACACUUUGUUGGCCACUUUUACCUGGUUUUUCAUGGAGGCUCUACACUUGUGCUUUAAUCUGUGGAAGCACCCAUCUGAAAUCAAACAUUAUAUGAUGAAGAUUUGCGUUGCAGGAUGGGUCACACCAGCUGUAGUGGUGAUUGCUUUUCUUGCCUCAGGAAAAUAUGAUUACCUGGUCAUAAAUACCAGUGAUGGAAACUCAGCAAAAAUGUGCUGGAUCUCUGAUGCUGUUGUCCAUCAGGUGGUGAAUAUCGGUUAUUAUGCUAUAGUGUUCAUCUUCACCUUUUGCAUAUUCAUCAUAACUGUGCGGCAGAUUGUUCUUUUCAAACCCACAACAGGGAAAGGCCAGGACAUCAGCUCCAUCAAGAGAAACUCUUACUCCAUUAUAGGCCUGUUCUUCCUGCUUGGCAUCACCUGGGCCUUUGCUUUCUUCAGCUACGGGCCUUUGCGUGUAGCAUCCUACUAUAUCUUCACCAUCCUCAACUCCUUUCAAGGUUUCUUCCUGUUCAUCUACUAUUACCAUUCCAGCAAGACUGUUGGAGAGGACAGACUCCGCACAGUCAGUGGUAGCAGUACAGCCACAUCAAAGACAGUUGUCCCAAAUCUCUAUCAAUAAGUAUUUGUGCUCCACAUGUUUCACAUGGAGACAGAAAGUGAUUUUGCCUGAAAUUAUUUUGACACAAGAGGGCAGCAUUUAAUUUCAUUUAGUCAAGCAGAUCCUCUGUUGAAUGAGGUGCUAGUAAAUUG